Molecule: messenger RNA, 634 nt
Organism: Solea senegalensis (Senegalese sole)
Lineage: Eukaryota; Metazoa; Chordata; Actinopteri; Pleuronectiformes; Soleidae
Gene: mrpl14
Product: mitochondrial ribosomal protein L14
Exons: 3
Coding region: 93-539 (148 amino acids)
Biological process (GO): translation
Cellular component (GO): ribosome; mitochondrion
Molecular function (GO): structural constituent of ribosome
Source: RefSeq, a predicted model, not a curated record
AUGAGCUAGCCCCUCUGCAGGCAGUCGGUCGACUGUCGCUGACGUCACACAUUUGACAUUCGCAUGGAGCGUGAUAUCAGGAGCUCGUAGUUAUGACUUUCCCAAAUCUUUCAAGAUCCUUAACUGGCCUCAUCGCAGGCUCAUCUCCUGUUUUCCAUCACAGGGCAUUCAGUGUUACUGCUGUUGCAGCAGCCAUUCAAAAGAUGACAAGAGUCCGUGUAGUGGACAACAGCUCUCUUGGAAAUACACCACAUCACCGUCCUCCAAGAGUCAUCCAUGUCUACACCAAGAACGGUGUUGGAAAGGUUGGUGACACAGUGUUGCUUGCCAUCAAAGGACAGAAGAAGAAGGCGCUCAUCGUUGGACACAAAAUGCCUGGAGAUCGCAUGACUCCACGCUUUGAUUCAAAUAAUGUUGUUCUUAUUGAAAACAAUGGAAAUCCUACAGGGACAAGAAUAAAGGUUCCUAUACCCACACAUCUACGGAAACUGGAGGGAGAUUACUCUAAAGUGUUAGCAAUUGCCUGUUCGUUUGUUUAACUGCUGUGAUCUUUUGAAAUGUCAGUCAUACCCUGUAUAUUUUGUUUUCACUGGAAGGUAUUUGUUUUUCAUCAGUAAACUUUAAAAUAAGCCAA